Messenger RNA from Penicillium expansum, 1626 nucleotides. RefSeq names its product Major facilitator superfamily domain, general substrate transporter. The coding region runs from base 1 to 1626 and encodes 541 amino acids. The transcript has 3 exons. Gene Ontology annotation, biological process: transmembrane transport. Gene Ontology annotation, molecular function: transmembrane transporter activity. NCBI's taxonomy places the organism in Eukaryota, Fungi, Ascomycota, Eurotiomycetes, Eurotiales, Aspergillaceae. The record is from RefSeq and is a predicted model, not a curated record.
AUGCAGACUAAGUUAACAACUAUUCGGCACGAUGGCAUCCAGGAAAACACAUUGGGAAGUUUGCGUCUUCGGCAUCAUGAGACCAACGAGAUCAUCCUGAUCCCAACCCCAUCCAGGGAUCCUAAUGAUCCCCUUAAUUGGUCGCGGCCGUUUCGGUACUAUAUCGUUAUUGUCGUGUGUUUGGCAGUUUUCUUCUGCAACUUCCUGGUGGCCGGUCCAACAGUUGCGAUAGUGGAAACAACCGUGGACUUCCUAGGACCCAAGGGUCUCGAUUUCAGUUCCCAUAUCUCGAAGAUUGCAUUUUUCUACAGUACGACUGCACUGUGUCAAGGAAUUGGCAUGUUUUUUUGGAUGCCCCUGAUUGUGAAAUAUGGCCGACGCCCUAUUUAUGUCAUAUCAUUCAUCCUCUACUUCGCCACUAGUCUUUGGUCGGGAUUUGCCAGAACCUACGGGGUGGAGUUAGCAGGCCGCAUCGUCAUGGGCCUCGCUGCUGGAGCUGGCGAAUGUCUCGGCCCUCUGACCAUCGCAGACAUAUUCUUUCUUCAUGAGAGAGGUGCAGUCAUGGCAACCUAUACUGCCGCGCUAUCUAUGGGUGCUGCAGGUGGGAUUAUUGUCGAUGGUCUCAUUAUGAUAUCUCACGAUUGGCGGUAUAUAUACUAUGUUGGAUCUGCCCUCCUUGGUGCCGUCACAAUUUUGGUAAUCUUCACCUUUCCCGAAACCACAUACAAUAGGCACAUUGAAGAAGCCGAAGUGGCUGUCCCCGAUGAUGGUCGCUUGGACAAGGCUGACCGUCUGGAGUCAACCUUGUCCGAAUAUCACGAGACUGUGGUCCAUUCUGAUCCUCGUGCAAAGAAAACAUAUAUUCAGUCGUUACGAUUGUUUCCUGGGACUUUCACGUCAGAGCCGCUAUCUCGAAUUUUCAUACGCCCGGUAAUCCUCAUCAUGCUGCCACCCGUUCUUUGGGCAUCACUCGUCUUUGCUGUUACAAUUGGAUUUCUGAUAGCCAUCACGUCUAACUUUGCCACCGCAUUCUCAACGGCAUACAAUUUUGCGUCCUGGCAGUCUGGGCUUUGCUUUUCAUCCGGUAUGGUCGGAUCUUUCCUUGGAAUUGCAUUUGGGGGUCAUAUCUCGGAUUGGAGUGCAGAUUGGUUCACCCAACGCAAUGGUGGCAUUCGAGAACCUGAAAUGCGUCUUCCUUCCAUUUUCAUCGGCGGCACACUUGCCCCGAUUGCCUUGAUCCUGUACGGUGUUGGAAUCAACAACCAAUUGCACUGGAUGGUCCCCACACUGGGGCUUGGGUUGUUGAACUUUGCAAUUGUACAGGCCACUAAUGUGGCCAUGGUAUACGUGAUCGACUGCUACAGACCUGCUGUCGGUGAAGUGACCGUUUCGAUAUUAGCGUUUAAAGCCGCGUUUGGAUUUUUGCUCUCUUUUUACACAAACCCCUGGAUUGACAUGGAAGGAUACAGCAAGGCGUUUGGGGAGAUGGCUUGCAUUUCUGGAAUCAUUAUGCUUAUGGGCCUUGUAUUUUAUUUAUGGGGCAAGGGCAUUCGACAAAAGACAUGGAAAUGGCGUCUUAUGCGCAAAUAUGGCCACUGGGAUACCGACCGUGAGGUUGGAGAAUAG